AUGAAUUAUUUAUCUAUAUAUGAGUGUGGCACGACUGCAAUACAGGACAGUUUAAUUCAACCAUUUAUCAUAAAUGGGAGGGAUACAACCAUCGAGGAGUGGCCCUGGUAUGGAGUACUCCGCGUAAAUGGAACAUUCCUAUGUGGGGCGUCCCUUAUUGAUUCAAACUGGGCUAUAACAGCGUCUCAUUGCAUCAGAAGUUAUUCCUUUUAUGUCGUUUACACUGUGAGCUUUGGUAUAAAUUCCCGAAAUUCCGAUGACAAAUGGCAUCAAGAAAUUGAAGUGGAGGAAAUAAUAGGAAACGAUUACAUAUCGUCACCUUGGCUUAUAAAUGACAUUACUUUACUCCGAUUGAAAUAUCCUGCACAAAUUAACAACUUUACAAGGCCUGUCUGUCUACCAACUCCUGCUUCUCUUCAAACUAUUAGAACACAGGGACCUCUUGCUGAAUGUUUUGUGAUUGGUCAAGGUACAACAGAUAAAGUAUUUGCAGAUCCUACCUCUGGCGAUAUUCUCUCAGAUGUUUUACAACAGAAACAGGUUCUUAUUCUAUCCAAGGACUACUGUAAGGAAAGCUGGACCUAUAAUCUUAUAGAUCAAUAUAAAGAACUUUUCCCAGAAAAUGUUGUGUGUGUUGGAACAGAGGCACCCAGCUCUCCCUUGUGUUUUGGAGAUUCCGGCGGGCCUCUUGUUUGUAAGGCGGACAGUGGUCGGUGGGAAUUAUUUGGUAUCGUGAGUUUUGGGUACGGAACCUGCUAUCAUGACCUUAUCCCGUCCGUGUUGACCUCUGUGGCUGAUUAUAGAGGGUGGAUUAAAGAUGUCACAGGUUUGAAACUGGGAGGACAAUGAUGAA
Molecule: messenger RNA, 853 nt
Organism: Ruditapes philippinarum (Manila clam)
Lineage: Eukaryota; Metazoa; Mollusca; Bivalvia; Venerida; Veneridae
Product: CUB and peptidase domain-containing protein 2-like
Exons: 7
Coding region: 1-849 (282 amino acids)
Biological process (GO): proteolysis
Molecular function (GO): serine-type endopeptidase activity
Source: RefSeq, a predicted model, not a curated record